UUCGGACCCACGGAGCUGCCCCUACGGCCGUCGGCGGCCCGGCGGCCCGAGAUGUUGUCUGGGAAGAAGGCGGUAGCCAGGACAGACAGUGCCGAGAACGGCUCUGAGGUGGCCGCGCCGCCCGCAGGCCUGUCGGGCCCAGCCGAGGUCGGGCAGGGGGCGGCCGGGGAGCGCACGCCCCGCAAGAAAGAGCCUCCGCGGGCCUCGCCCCCCGGGGGCCUGGCCGAACCGCCGGGGUCCACAGGGCCUCAGGCCGGGCCUACCGUCGUGCCUGGGUCUGCGACCCCCAUGGAAACUGGAAUAGCAGAGACUCCGGAGGGGCGUCGGCCUAGCAGGCGCAAGCGGGCGAAGGUAGAGUACAGAGAGAUGGGUGAAAGCUUGGCCAACCUCUCAGAAGAUAAGUAUUAUUCAGAAGAAGAGAGAAAUGCUAAAGCAGAGAAGGAAAAGAAGCUUCCCCCACCACCUCCUCAAGCCCCACCUGAGGAAGAAAACGGAAGUGAGCCUGAAGAACCAUCGGGGGUGGAGGGAGCAGCUUUCCAGAGCCGACUUCCUCAUGACCGGAUGACUUCUCAAGAAGCAGCCUGUUUUCCAGAUAUUAUCAGUGGACCACAGCGGACCCAGAAAGCUUUUCUGUUCAUUAGAAACCACACGUUGCAGUUGUGGUUGGAUAAUCCAAAGAUUCAACUGACAUUUGAGGCUACUCUCCAACAAUUAGAAGCACCUUAUAACAGUGAUACUGUGCUUCUCCACCGAGUGCACAGUUAUUUGGAGCGGCAUGGUCUUAUCAACUGUGGCAUCUAUAAAAGGACAAAACCCCUACCAACUAAAAAGACAGGAAAGGUCAUUAUUAUAGCCCCUGGGGUCUCAGGCUUGGCAGCAGCUAGACAGUUACAAAGUUUUGGAAUGGAUGUCAUACUUUUGGAAGCCAGGGAUCGUGUGGGUGGACGAGUUGCUACGUUUCGCAAAGGAAACUAUGUAGCUGAUCUUGGAGCCACGGUGAUAACAGGUCUUGGAGGGAAUCCUAUGGCUGUUGUCAGCAAACAAGUAAAUAUGGAACUGGCCAAGAUCAAGCAAAAAUGCCCACUUUAUGAAGCAAACGGACAAGCUGUUCCUAAAGAGAAAGAUGAAAUGGUAGAGCAAGAGCUUAACCGGUUGCUAGAAGCUACAUCUUACCUUAGUCAUCAGCUAGACUUCAAUGUCCUCACUAAUAAACCUGUGUCUCUUGGCCAGGUAUUAGAAGUUGUCAUUCAGUUGCAAGAAAAGCAUGUCAAAGAUGAGCAGAUUGAACAUUGGAAGAAGAUAGUGAAAACUCAGGAAGAAUUGAAAGAACUUCUUAAUAAGACGGUAAAUUUGAAAGAGAAAAUCAAAGAACUCCAUCAGCAAUACAAAGAAGCAUCUGAAGUAAAGCCACCCAGAGACAUUACUGCCGAGUUCUUAGUGAAAAGCAAACACAGGGAUCUGACCGCCCUAUGCAAGGAAUAUGAUGAAUUAGCUGAAACACAAGGAAAGCUAGAAGAAAAACUUCAGGAAUUGGAAGCGAAUCCUCCAAGUGAUGUAUAUCUCUCCUCAAGAGACAGACAAAUACUUGACUGGCAUUUUGCAAAUCUUGAAUUUGCUAAUGCCACACCUCUCUCAACUCUCUCCCUUAAACACUGGGAUCAGGAUGAUGACGAGUUCACUGGCAGCCAACUGACGGUGAGGAAUGGCUACUCAUGUGUGCCUGUGGCUUUAGCAGAAGGCCUAGACAUUAAACUGAAUACAGCAGUGCGACAGGUUCACUACACGGCUUCAGGAUGUGAAGUGAUAGCUGUGAAUACCUGCUCCACGAGUCAAACCUUUAUUUAUAAAUGCGAUGCAGUUCUCUGUACCCUUCCCCUGGGUGUGCUGAAGCAGCAGCCACCAGCUGUUCAGUUUGUGCCACCUCUUCCUGAGUGGAAAACAUCUGCAGUCCAAAGGAUGGGAUUUGGCAGUCUUAAUAAGGUGGUGUUGUGUUUUGACUGGGUGUUCUGGGAUCCAAGUGUCAAUUUGUUUGGGCAUGUUGGCAGUACGACUUCCAGCAGGGGUGAGCUCUUCCUCUUCUGGAAUCUCUAUAAAGCUCCAAUACUGUUGGCACUAGUGGCAGGAGAAGCUGAUGGUAUCAUGGAAAAUAUAAGUAAUGAUGUGAUUGUUGGCCGAUGCCUGGCCAUUCUUAAAGGGAUUUUUGGAAGCAGUGCAGUACCCCAGCCCAAAGAAACUGUGGUGUCUUGUUGGCGUGCUGAUCCUUGGGCCUGGGGCUCUUAUUCCUAUGUUGCUGCAGGAUCAUCUGGAAAUGAUUUAAUGGCUCAGCCAAUCACUCCUGGCCCAUCAAUUCCAGGCGCCCCACAGCCAAUUCCACAAUUCUUCUUUGCGGGAGAACAUACGAUCUGUAACUACCCAGCCACAGUGCAUGGUGCUCUGCUGAGUGGGCUGUGAGAAACAGGAAGAAUUGCAGACCAGUUUUUGGGGGCCACGUAUACGCUGCCUCACCAGGCCACACCAGGUGUUCCUGCACAGCAGUCCCCAAGCAUGUGAGACAGAUACAUUCUAAGGGAAGAGACCCAUGUGCUUAACGCUGUAUAAGCAAGGCUCUUCUAGCAAUACUAGGUCCCACUGAGAACCUCCCACACUGCAUCUGGGCUCCUGAUUUGACAAAGGAGCUUGCCUCCUUUGAAUGACCUAGAGCACAGGGAGGAACUUGUCCAUUAGCUUGGAAUUGUGUGCUUCAUAAAGACUGAGGCAAGCA
Callithrix jacchus (white-tufted-ear marmoset) is the source of this 2761-nucleotide messenger RNA. Lineage: Eukaryota; Metazoa; Chordata; Mammalia; Primates; Cebidae. The record is from RefSeq and is a predicted model, not a curated record.